Molecule: messenger RNA, 7670 nt
Organism: Ciona intestinalis (vase tunicate)
Lineage: Eukaryota; Metazoa; Chordata; Ascidiacea; Phlebobranchia; Cionidae
Source: RefSeq, a predicted model, not a curated record
CAACUUCAAUGUUUAGAUUUAUGUUUGUACAUUAAUCAUGACGAUAAUUAUGCACAAAAAGUGCGUUACUGCGAAAAAUGACGUUUUCAAACACCGUUUAUUUGUUUUGGAAACCGGUACUUCUUCUUACAAGUAUAAACAGGAUUUAAGAAGCAAAAUCACGAAAAAUGGCGGCACCAUUUCAUACCUGCUUACCAAAAAGAGCCAUUAUGUGGUUUCCCAACCGAACACGGAUACUUACAAAACACAAAGAGCCUUAAAGCUUGGAAUUCCAGUUGUAUCAUCAAGUUAUAUUGACGCAUGUAUCCAUGAUAAUACGUUGUUGGACACAGAUGAUUAUGCUUUGAAUGGCGCGACUAAAUCAAAAAGUUUUAAAAAAGGAAAAAUUAAAAUUAUGGGAUGGCGAAAUGAUCCUGUCACAAAAUUAGCGAAACCUGCUUGCAACAUACCAACCAAGUUUAAAAGUGAAAGCAAGAAAUGCCCAAAGUUUACGGAGUAUUUCAGGGUUGCCAAGUUUUUCAUUUUACAAGGCACAAAGUCGGACAAAAACAAGCAACCCCAAACCUGCCUAUGCGUGUAUGAACUACAUAUUGCUGACAGUGGUGAUACAAUACAUGUUGAUAGUGAAGCAAAAUACAGAGUAACUGAACAUUGGUGUGACUGGGACCAGGGGUCUACACAUGGAACAGAAUCUUUUGAAUAUUUCUUUGACAGUUGUGCAGAUGCACUGGUCUCAAUGCAAGCAUUGGUGACCUCAGCAAGCAAAACUUAUUCCAUGAAACACCUUGAUAAAAUGCCUGUAGAUAAACUGGGAUCCUUCAAGCUGAGACAGCUGCUUGACGAAAUGGGGGCCACAGGGGGAACCCUUCACCCUCAAGUUGCACAAUUCAUAUCAGAGUUAUUUGCGCUGGUUUUUAACAAUUUAAACUUCGACCCAAGAAGUUUAAGUCCCGAUCAGUUAACAAAAGCUGUCGUUGCUCUUGUUAAAAUUCAUGAAGAUUUGUUGGUUGGGAAAAGCACAGAAGAAUUAUCCAGUGAACUUUACUCAAUGCUGCCCUGGUCGGGGGAUAAACCUGUCAUUUGUAAUAUGAAACUGUUGUCCAAUAUGCAGGACACUGUACAGCUAAUGAAAGACAGCAUUCUGAUGGUUGAGACAUUCAACUCCAACCUUGAGAGUUGGGAUGAUAAGACUGACAUCCAUGAUCAUGAGGUCGCUUCUUUCUAUCGAGCGCUCAAGUGCGCUAUCUGGUGGAUGGAUCCAGACGAGGCAGAACAUCAAGAAAUGAUGAAACUGCUUCACCAGUCAAAGAGUUUACCAAAUGGUUUCAAAGUUGUGAAUAUAUUUCGUGUACAUCGUGAAAUAGAGGACGAAAACUUUACUCACAAUUUAAGUGAAAAGAGGCUUCUGUUUCAUGCUUCUAAACCCCAGAAUUUUUUUGGAAUCUUGUCUCGAGGUCUCUUGCCCCCUUUAGUGGUGACGAGUGUACACGGGGGAGAUAGAAGCGACGAAGGGAAUCUUGGGAGUGGACUUUAUUUUGCUGAUGAUGUCAGCACAAGUGCUCGAUAUUCGAACCCGAACCCCCAAACCGGAACCCGACUUCUUCUGAUCAACGAGGUCGCUCUUGGUCGCAUAUACGAGUCAACCAAGCGUGACGUAUCGUUAACGGCACCUCCUAAUGGCCACGACAGCGUGAAAGCCGUUGGAAAAACUGAAAACCCGGAUUCCGAGUUCAGUUCAAAUGAGUAUGUGGUUUAUAACACUGACCAACAACGAAUGCGUUUUCUGGUUGAAUUUGUAUUGGAAGGCGACCAAGUUAUUGAAAAAACUUCGAUAGCGAAAGAAAUUUCACUGAAAGAUCCGGAAACCUUAAUGAAGACGAAUUUGGAUGUGGAAAAAGUAUCUUUAGAAGAUGUGACACAAAUUACCGACCCAACGGAGUUACUGAAACCUGGUCUUAACAUCCAAGGGUCAGAGGAUCAAAUCCCACUGGAGGAACUUCAUGUUCGAUCUAAGAUGAUUGACAUGGUAGCAGAGGUUGUAGUCCUGCAGCAAUACACCAACACUUCCACUGCAACAUUUGAAGCUAAAUAUGUUUUCCCUUUGGAUGAUUCGGCAGCAGUUUGCGGGUUUGAAGCAUUUAUUAACGGGAAACAUGUAAUUGGAAAGGUAAAAGAGAAAGAAGUCGCCCAUAAGGAAUACAAGGAAGCUGUGGCAGCUGGACAUGGAGCUUAUUUAAUGGAUGAAGAAAGAGCUGAUGUAUUCACCAUCAGUAUUGGCAACCUUCCCCCGAAAGCUAAAGUUGUGAUAAAGAUAACUUAUGUGGCUGAGUUGUCUAUGGUGUCUAACAAUGGUCUUGAGAGCAUCCAGUUUAAGCUGCCUGGAUCCAUAGCACCUAAUGUGCGUGAAAACACCCUGAUAAAAGGACCUGUGACGCAGUAUGCAGUGGACAGGGUAACAGUACAGGAGUCUGCUGUAAGGAAAUCUUCUCUAGUCUUGUCCAUAGAAAUGCCAUUCAGUAUUCGUAAACUUGAGUGCACGACCCACAAAGUUUUAAUCAAGCAAACCGAUACAAAGGCGACGAUACGUUUGGCCAACAACGAGCAGUUGGGUGGGGGUGGGUUCAACUUCCUGGUCGGGUUGGCUGAGGUUCACGUGCCCCGUAUGUGGGUGGAGGAGGAUGAUGAUGGGGUGGGGGGUCAGGCUUGCAUGCUUGCCUUCUACCCUGAGUUUGAAGUAGAACCUGUCACCAACUACAGAGCCAUAAUUCUAAUAGAUAUGUCGCAAUCUAUGAAAGGAGAGGGUGGGAAACUGGAAACUUAUUCAAAGAAGAUAUCACUCAUGAUAUUGAAGCAACUGCCCAAGAACUGCUUGGUUAAUAUUGUAAAGUUUGGAUCAUCAUAUCAAGAGUUGUUUGUAUAUGAACAAGUGUUGAGUGAAAAUGUGGUUUGGGAGAAAUCGGUGGAAUUUAUUCAGUCUUGCUAUGCAAACAUGGGAGCUUCAGAAGUUUGGCGACCUUUGACCUCACUGUCAUGGGUCAACGAUUACGAAGGCACUGACAGAUUAUCGAAUAUAUUCUUGGUAAGCGACGGACAACUGGGUGAAGAGAAACGAACAUUAGAUGUCGCUGCUAUGUUGGGGGGUGGGCGCAAGAGUCGCGUGUUCACUUUUAGCUUGGGCACCACAGCAAACCAGUAUCUACUAAAGAAGAUAUCCCGAUCAUCAGGUGGUUCGCAUGAACAUUUCGCAUUCGAUGCUAAAUCCAAAUGGGAACGAAAGGUCUCACAGCAGUUAGAGAAAGCUCAACAGCCAGUGUUGACCGAUAUAAAAGUGAAUUGGAAAACAUAUAAUGAGAAUGAGGAGACUCAGGUGUCAUCUGCUUUACCCAAGCAAGCACCGGAAUAUAUAAGUUCACUAUUCAACCAAUCAAGAGUUGUCGUGUACGGGUUUGUACCUCACUGUAGGCAGGCAGAAUUGUCGGCCAAAAUUUGUGGUAAAGAAAUUUCUACAGUUGUGUCUGUUAGUGAACUGAGUGUUACUAAAGGCAAGACCCUGCACCAUCUUACCUCACGUGCGCUGAUCCGAGACUAUGAAGACGGGUUGCAUCAUUUAUCACCACUAGAGCGCGCUGAAGCAAAGAAAUUACGAAAACCUCAUAUUAUAGAAAUGAGUGUAAAGCAUUCAGUUGUCUCUCCUUAUACUUCAUUUGUGGCUGUGGAAGAAAGAAAAAAGGAUGAAGUGAUAAGCAAAGGACCCAGCAUCACUGAACUCCUGGAUGAAUUCACGGACGAUCUCAUUCCAGAGAUUGGAUGGGAGAGUGAAGAUCAGGACAUGCCCGCAGAGAACAUAGAAGAACUUCUAAAAUCAGCAGAGACAGCUUACUACAGAUCUGUAAGAGAAUCUGUGCGUAUAUUUGAAGCAGCUGAGGAAAUGGCAUAUUGUGAAGAUAAACCUGUUUACUGGCAAGCACAAAUCAUAACAACUAUGUUGAAGCUGGGACUAGAUGUUAAAAUAUCUGUUGACUUUUUGGAAGAGCUACGCUUAUACAUGCAAGAACUUGAGCGUGAAGAAGAAGGGAAAGGAAAAGAUCUCGUUUACUCCACACUACUACACAAUGUUCCUGGGUUUGACCAAUCUAUAGACCUUUACACCAAGAUUGACAUUGCAAGAUGUUUGUUGUAUGCUGAGGGUGACUUACCGGAGGAUACUGGAAACUCUAUUGAGGUUGUACAACGCUUGAUGUUAGAACAUUUAGAUGAGACAUAUCCAAGGCAUAUAGGAGUAUUUGGAACUGAGGGAAAUGAAAGUGGACCAUCAGAUAUAUUUGCUGAUACUGGUGCAGAUGCCUUCCAAGAUGAAACUGCAGUGUAUUUGGAGGCAGAUUCUGAAAGUAGUGAAAGCGACCAUGUAUCGGAAUAUAUGGGAGCAAACAUAUGUGAUGAUGUGUAUGGUGAAGACACGUAUGAUAAUAUAAUGUGGGGUGGAACUUCUACUGAUGAUUCAGUUGAUAACUCCUCAAGUUCGGAUGUAGAUUCAAAUUUAUCCGAUGGUAGUUUGGUGAUACAUAGUUCAUUGGAUUCAACAAAUCGCACUGUUUUACGUGGGGGUGGUGGUCCUGGAGAAGUACUUAGUGAUGAAGAAACAUCAGAUAACUGUGAUUCUUCUGGUGAAUCUUCUGCUUCCUAUAAUGAAAAACGGAGACGUUCAUUUGAAGCAAUGAUUUCAGACCCAAAUCGCACUGUUUUACGUGGGGGUGGUGGAAAAAGUAGUGAAUCUUAUAGCGAUUCUUUUAAUUCUCCUGGAGAAAGAACGAGUACCUUAUUACAAGCCAAGGUUUUAAAUCUAAAAGAGCUUCGUGUUUUAACUGGUGAUGGCCCUGGACCAAUGCCUACAAACAAAAGAACAACAGAAACUGAUGGUUUGUCUGCACAAUCUUCUGGUUUUUGUGGUCAAUCCUUUGGCUCUGGCGAACCAGUUAUAAGAUUAGCAAAAGGUAAAGCUUUACAGCAUUUGGUAUCGAACAGACUCCAAGUAGCUAGGAGGUUGCGCCACGAGUCCAGGGAGCGAGAUAUGCCAGAAAGAAGAAGUUUUGAUGGUCGACAUGUUAGUUCUUCUGCUAAACCACAAGUAUCAGGUAUGGGUCUUCAAAGGGGUCCCGGCCCAGUUGGUGGGAAAACUACUAAACCUAUGGCUACAGACCAAAAAGCACCAGAAGAAGACUUUGGUUUAUAUGGUAUAUCUUUUUCUGAUGAUGAUGAAUCACAAAAUAGAUUGUUAUCAGCUGAGAUUUCAGUUCCAAUUCGGCGUUCUGUAUUAGCUCGCGGCGGUACUGUGCCAAUGUCAAGUGCGCAAGAAAAAUCAAAAGAUUUUGAUGGUUAUGAAGAUAGGCCAACUGGUGUGACAAGACAACUACAUCUGUUACGAAGUGGUUCUUCUGGUGUUUCUGGUGCAAACAAAAUACCAACACAAGUUUCUGCUGGUCAAGAGGAUUUGUCUACUCGUGCAAGCGUAUUUGGUUUAUCUGCAACUGGUGUUGCUUUUGGUUCCUCUAAACCGACACCACCAAAAGUAUUCCCACCUAAGGCACCAUUUAGUUUUGGGUCACAGGCACCAAAAUCUCUGGGUUCAUUGUUUACUGCUCAAUCUGGUGCACCAGUAGCAUUCGGUGCUCAACCAAUAACUGGUCUUUUUGGUUCCAGCACACAAGAAAAACCAACAGGUUUAGAUGCGCCUGGUUUCUCAUUUAAUAUUGGCGCCGAUAAAGUUCCAAUUCCAGCUUCAAAGGCAAGUUUUGCAAGUGCUUUUGGACAACCUAGGCAACAACAACAACAACAACAGUCACUAACUACACCUGAUUCCCCUAGGGUCCAAACAGCAAUUAGAGCUAGCCCCGCCAUGCCACAUCAUCCUGGUUUCCGUUUUAAAUUACAAAGCAACAAGCAUGAGGGUAGUAGUGACUUUCCUCAAAUACAAUCUGAAUCUUCGGAUAAGGGUUUCGCUCAAACCAGUGCAGUCACAAUUGAAGAUAAACAACAACAACAACAGAAACUACUACAACCCCCACAGCAGCUACAACAGAUACAACAACAACCACAACAACAGGAACAACAACCACAGAAAAAGAUACAACUACAACAGCAACAACAGCAACCUGACUUUGCAAGUUUCCAGAGUCUUCAACCGCCACACUCACAACAACAACUGACUUGUGUCAGUGUUAGACGAAGACCGAUGCAUCCAUCAACCAAAAAGAAGUCUUUAACCCCUCUACCCCCCUCGUUAUCUACCCUACCACCCCCACCCCAAGCAGCAAGGACAACUGAGUCAAAUCCUCCUAAAGAGAUCACACAAGAGUUUGAAAACUUGCAUGGUUUUGCAAAGUUUGUUUUCAUGGCAAAUCAGGAAGAUUUUACAAAAAUUAGGUUGAUUAAACGGGCAAGAAACGUAAUGAAAGACAAACAUUUUGAAUUAUCAAAAGAAGUUUUAGAGGACGAUAUUCAACCUUAUCCAUUAUACAUGGUGAUGGAGGGUUGGCUGGUGGAAGCCGGUGUGAGGUCUCUUGGUAAGCGCAUAUAUAGCAUGGUAUUGAAAAUGCUAUUCACAGCAUUUGUGAACGGUAUAUUGGAGGAACUUCUUCAGUCAGACCCUGUUGUUACUGCUGAUAGCAAACUACUGGAAGACGCUAAGCUAUGGUUAAAGCAAACAGAUUCUAAAUACCCUGGUCUGUAUGCUAGACUUGAGUUGGGUGCAAGCUGGCCAAAAGCUGCUGAAAACUUUGUUAAUAAAUUAAUGGAUAAGAUUGCAGAGGAUCCACGAUUAAAUGUGGAGAAAAUGCUACAAGUAUUUGGUUAUACCUAUGAUCCUGAUCUUAACUAACUGAUGUAAUAUGCCAUUCCCCUAUUUAAUAUAGAGUUCAUUUAUUUAGAUCAUAUUAUUAAAAACAGAAUAUGCCGAGUUUAGGAAUUUUUGUGUUCGUACUCGUAAUAUAGGUGCUGUGGCAAAGUGGUCUAGGUACUUUAUACUCUUUUUCUGUCCGUUAAUAUGCCACUAAUAAUUUCAAAGCUAGUCCUAACCUAAAAACUGCUGUAUAAUUCCAAUGGCAUUUAUUCUAUUAUCUGUGUUCAAACAGGCCGUGUGAUUUCUUUAUAUUCUGUUUUGCCUUUAAUAUGGCACUUAUAAUUUCAAAAACUAGUCCCAAUCUGAAAUUAACUACUGUCUAAUGCCACCUGUUAUUACUAAAGUUCAUGUAUUCCAAAAUAUAUUAUGCAAUUUCCAUAAACAAUCCUAUAUAUUCAUUCUCUGCCUUUAUAUGCCACCUGUAUUUUUAAAAACUUGCCCCAAUCUGAAAUAAACUGCUGUAUUUUGCCAAAAUUACUGUGUUAUUAUAGUUCAUGUAUUAUGCUAUUUUCACUUAUUAUUUUUGUAUAUCCAUUUUCUGUUCUUAACAAUGUUAGUAGGUACCCUGUCCUAUCUCUUGUUUAAUAUUUAUAUAAAGUCAGUAAUUAAUUUGUGAAGUAUAAACUUAUAAUUUCUUUACAUUUUUCUUUUGUUCAAUAUGUCUUUUCAGUUCUUUGUUCGUGUGUAUUCAAUUCGUAUUUCUUAUAGUAUUAAUUAUAAAUGGAAAAAUGUCAAAACAUAAUCCAAAUAUGAAUACAACCCUGUAUACAGAUUA